Molecule: messenger RNA, 771 nt
Organism: Cooperia oncophora
Lineage: Eukaryota; Metazoa; Nematoda; Chromadorea; Rhabditida; Trichostrongylidae
Source: the annotation of a GenBank genome assembly
AUGUUGCCUUAUAUCUUUCUAUUAUUACUGCCAUGGGUAUUAUGUGAUGUUGCCAAUUACGGUACCGUACCACGAGGUCUCAAUCCAACGCUCUAUUCACCUGAAGACUUGGUUAUUCAACUCGACGACAAUACAUUUAACGAUACGAUAUACUGCACCAACAACAGAUGUACAUCAUAUUUAGUAGAAUUCUAUUCGGACUGGUGUGGACACUGCCGAUCAUUUGCACCGCUAUAUAAGGAAUUGGCGAAGGAUGUUCGUGGUUGGCAAGAUGUCGUGAAGAUUGCUGCCAUAAACUGCGCUGAUUCUACUAAUCAAAUCACUUGCCAGAGUAAUAAUGUGCAAUUUUUCCCGUUCAUAAAGUAUUUCCCUCGAAAUUCCACUGAUUCGUUUGCCGGAUCAAAGCUACGACCAUAUCAGUCAUUGUCAGAAAUGAGAGAUCAACUGACCAAGGUAGUUAUGGACGAUUAUUCAGUGAAUCGUUUCAACGAUUGGCCGAAAUUCGACUAUCUUGGAGACUUUGUCACAUGGACAGACCUGUGGGAAGGUGCGCCAGCCAGCGCUCAGUACACAGCUAUUAUUUUUGAAAAUCAUCAGGCUAGCCUUACGGGUGCACAACUGUUACUGGAUCUGCACAGGAAGCGCGAUCGUCUUCUGGUCCGACGUUGUUUGAAAAACCACCCACUGGCGGACGCGCUUCGACUCACCGAUUUUCCUUCACUGGCGAUUUUCAAGCGCGCCGAUAAGAAGCCUAUUCUGGUCGUAGAGUGA